AUGGGGGGCGGAGGAAAGGAAAUCAAAGCUGCCGCAGCUGAAGGGUGUGCGAGCACGCUGGGGAAGAGCCGAGGAGCCGCAGGACAGGAUGGCAGCGGGAAGCCCGGCGGCAGCGGGAAGCCCGGCCUCGGGAAGCCCGGCUGCGGCGGGGACCGCUGCCCGCGCCGGGCCGGGCCGGUCGGCUCCGCGCUGGCCGCGCUCCUCUCGGCGCUGGCCGCGGCUUCCUGCGUCUACCUGGGGGUACGGACCAGCGACCUUCAGGCCAGGGUCGCGGCCAUCGAAGGCGCUCGAGGGGGCUUCUCCGCCGCCGCCCCGGUCCCGCCGCUGCCCGGCUUUUCCUUGGAGCAGCUGAACGCGAUGAUGCAGGAGAAAGUGGAGCGACUUCUCGCCCAGAAAUCCUACGAGCACUUGGCAAAAAUACGAGUAGCGAGAGAAGCGGCUCCAGAGUGCAGCUGUCCACCAGGUCCUCCAGGGAAAAGAGGUAAGCGGGGAAGAAGAGGAGAGACUGGACCUCCUGGUCAGCCUGGUCCUCAAGGCCCUCCUGGUCCAAAAGGCGAGAAGGGAGAUCAAGGUGAUCAGGGCCCUCGGAUGGUGUUUCCUAAAAUCAAUCAUGGGUUUCUCUCUGCUGAUCAGCAGCUCAUUAAACGCCGCCUCAUUAAGGGGGACCAAGGACAAGCUGGACCCCCUGGACCUCCAGGGCCACCAGGACCCAGAGGUCCCCCAGGAGAUACUGGCAAAGAUGGUCCUCGUGGGAUGCCUGGCUUAACGGGUGAGCCAGGAAAACCAGGAGAACAAGGAUUGACAGGACCUCAGGGGCCUCCAGGACAAAAGGGUUCUGUCGGAGUGCCUGGUGUUCCAGGGAAAGAUGGACAAGUGGGUGAACCUGGUUUGCCUGGCAUAGCAGGAGAGAAGGGAGAAGCAGGGCUCAAGGGUGACCCUGGAGAAAGAGGAGAAAAGGGGGAGGCUGGUGAGAAUGGACUGAAGGGUGACACAGGAGAAAAGGGUGACCCUGGCUCUUCUGCAGCUGGAAUUAAGGGUGAACCUGGUGAAUCUGGGCGGCCUGGACAAAAGGGUGAACCAGGCCUUCCUGGGCUUCCUGGACUCCCUGGAAUAAAGGGUGAACCAGGUUUCAUUGGUCCACAAGGAGAACCUGGGUUGCCAGGGCUGCCAGGAACAAAGGGUGACAGAGGAGAGGCAGGCCCUGUUGGGAAGGGUGAGCGAGGUGAACCUGGAAUCCCUGGACCAAAGGGGAAAACAGGUGAACCUGGAUCUAGAGGCCCCAAAGGGUCAAAGGGUGAUACAGGUGAGAGAGGUGACACAGGAUCUGCAGGUCCACGGGGACUACCUGGACAGAAGGGUGAUCAAGGUGCAACAGAGAUAAUUGAUUAUAAUGGCAAUAUCCAUGAAGCUCUGCAGAGGAUUGCCACCCUGACUGUCACGGGACCACCAGGACCACCGGGACCCCAAGGGCUGCAAGGGCCAAAGGGUGAACCAGGAUCCCCAGGAGCUCCAGGAAUUGAUGGAGAGCAGGGUCCUAAGGGCUCAAAAGGCGACACAGGUGAUCCUGGAAUGCCUGGAGAAAAGGGAGGAAUCGGACUGCCUGGCCUACCAGGAGCCAAUGGCAUGAAAGGCGAAAAAGGCGAUGUUGGUUUGCCUGGUGCCCAAGGUCCUUCAAUGAUAGGACCACCUGGACCACCAGGGCCACAUGGUCCUCCAGGCCCCAUGGGACCUCAUGGACUGCCUGGCCCAAAGGGCAUAGAUGGCCCAGUUGGUCCCCAUGGCCCUGCAGGUCCCAAAGGAGAGAGAGGUGAGAAGGGAACUGUAGGUGACCCUGGGCCCAGAGGACCAUAUGGCUUGCCUGGCAAAGACGGCGAGCCUGGCCUUGAUGGUUUCCCUGGUCCUCGAGGAGAAAAGGGUGAUAUAGGAGAAAAGGGAGAAAAGGGAUUCCGUGGAGUUAAGGGGGAAAAAGGGGAGCCAGGCCAGCCUGGCCUGGAUGGGCUGGAUGCCCCUUGCCAAUUGGGUCCUGACGGAUUACCAAUGCCUGGCUGUUGGCAAAAGUGAUGAAUCUAACCUUACAAGCAUGAAGUUGUGUAUAUAGUGCUCCACUUUUUUUAUUUAUAGUUGAGAACUGAAAAUUUGAUUUUGCAAGUCUGAGAUAUGUUUACAUGUAGCUGCUUCUACUUGUUUGCAACAGUCCAUACAUACAUCUUUUUUUUCACCUACAUCUGCAAUUAGAUGAUACAAUAACUGCAGGAUAAACCUAUAAUGAUUGUCUCUCUAAUGGGAGAGAUCUCAAAACAAUGAUCAAUAAUAGAAAUUAAUAUUUCUGUAAAUUCUUAUAUUUUGGCUUGUGGAUGUGCAUGGACAAUGAGUGCCAUGAACUAGUUUACA
Lonchura striata (white-rumped munia) is the source of this 2391-nucleotide messenger RNA. NCBI's taxonomy places the organism in Eukaryota, Metazoa, Chordata, Aves, Passeriformes, Estrildidae. The record is from RefSeq and is a predicted model, not a curated record.